AUGUCUCUAACCAAGAGCUUCGUCUUUUUUCUUACCCUCAACAUCGUUGCCGUCUUUUCGGCACCAUUCAGACGAAAUUCGUACAAUUUGGUUGAGCCGUUGGCGAAUGGUGAUGUAUUGUUCGAACUGGGAAACCUCACGUAUCUCGCGAACUUGAGACAUCCGAAAGCCUCGGCCACGGGAGACUGUAGCAAUGCUGCCAAAGCCUCUAAAGGAGGCAAAUUGCCCAUAACCGUAAUUAGGACUGAUGCUUCUCUCAUUACCCAGGACAUCCUCCAAAGCAUUGUGACAAGCUAUCUCGAAGCCGAUGACGUCUUCAAGGAAGACUUCCUUGAGACUAUCUACAUCGCGGCAAGUGCGGCGGAUGUUACUCUGGAUUCCUCGGCCAUGACUUAUCUAGAGUCCUCUGAAGUCAGCUCUGUCUUUCUCAGUGGGAACUUUCGGCCCAGCGAUGUCGAGGGCUCUUCGACCGUGACUGUUCUUCAAGGCUCCAUCCCUCCAUCCGGUCCAUAUUUGGCGGCGAUCGACGAGGACUCAAUCUCCCUUGGGACUGUGUACCGGCUUUACCCCGAUUCCUACAGAAACUUCUUGUUCGGGACUUAUGACUCGAACGAUGACAACGGCAGUUAUACUGCUCUUCCUACCUCUCUUCCGAGAUAUUGGGAUCCCAUGAUUCCGGUUCCUUCACGAAUCUACAGUUGGGGAGAUGAUAGACCACUGGCUGGAGAACGUGUUGCGAUCAAGGAUCUCUUUGAUAUUAAAGGGCUGCUGACUUCGGGUGGGAGCCAGGCUUGGGCAUACAUCACGCCCAUAUCCGACGGCACCGCCCCUUCGAUUCAGAAGAUCAUCGACCUUGGAGGUGUCCUGGUGGGAAAGUACAAACUCGCGCAAUUCGCUUCGGGUGCGAAUCCAUGGGAUUGGCAGGACGAACAUUAUCCGUUUAAUCCUCGAGGCGAUGGUUGGUUGACGUGUUCAGCCUCUUCCUCUGGUGGCGGGUGUUCCAUCGCGGCCUAUGACUGGCUUGACUACGCCAUUGGAUCAGAUACGGGCUCUUCAAUGCGAAGGCCAGCUGCGGUAGCUGGCGUAUAUGGUCAACGGCCUAGUCAAGGAUUGAUGACGCUGGAGCGUGUCAUGCCUCUGGGGGGUGCUACAGACACAGCAGGAGUGUUCUCGCGCGACCCGUAUAAGUGGAUUAAAUUUUCAAAGGCUUGGUACACACCAGAUACUUAUCAGACCCCGGAUAUCACGGGGCUCUCACCUCUUUCGGUCCCGGACACGGACGCUUUCCCCAAGCGAAUUCUGUACCCUGUGGAGUAUCUUCCCCUGAACAAUUCGGCCGCGGAAGUUGUGCUGCAGGAAUUCAUCGGUAGCGUGACGUCCAUAUUUGGAAUGACGGUCGAGAAGUUCAACUUUACGGCCACGGUCCAAAAUGCUACCAAUCCUCAAGUCAAUAAUUUGACCUAUCUCACUUCAGGGCCCUUGGGCGUGAUCAACUCAUACACCCAGUGGGAAGAAGUGGCGAAGCCGCUAAUCACCCGAUGGGCUGAUCUAUUCGAUGGUCGUUUUCCACCGAUCGACCCUGCCCGUCGUCCAGGGUGGCGAAGAUAUAAUGAAAGUGAGAACACGGCCGCCGAUUAUCAAACCGCCCUGGACGAAAAGAAUGCGGCCGUGGAAUGGUACGAAGAAAAUCUUCAGUUCAGUACGCCGGAGUCAUGUUCUGAGUCGGUCAUGCUCUAUGACAUCGGCACAGGGGGUUUGCCUUCUUUCCGCGAGGAGAGUCUCAACGAGUCGCCUGAUGCAUCGUACUUGGCUGUAACGCCGCCGACGGCCAAAAUCACCGGAGCCAGCAUCUGUCCAAUAUACGGCUGUGCAGAUUUCACGAUUCCUAUCGGCCAGGUACCAUAUUUCAGCAACGUGACUUUUCAUGAAGAGAUGGUUCCGGUCACCAUCAACAUGGUGGUGAAGCGCGGGUGUGAUUUUGUUCUCUUGAACAUGAUUGAGAAGUUGGCAGAUGCAGGAGUACUGAAGACCGUCAAAACUGGCCGCACAGCAUUCUGA
Rhinocladiella mackenziei CBS 650.93 is the source of this 2058-nucleotide messenger RNA. RefSeq lists its product as uncharacterized. The record is from RefSeq and is a predicted model, not a curated record. The transcript is spliced from 3 exons. The coding region runs from base 1 to 2058 and encodes 685 amino acids. Lineage: Eukaryota; Fungi; Ascomycota; Eurotiomycetes; Chaetothyriales; Herpotrichiellaceae.